Amoebophrya sp. A120 is the source of this 354-nucleotide messenger RNA. Lineage: Eukaryota; Dinophyceae; Syndiniales; Amoebophryaceae. The record is from the annotation of a GenBank genome assembly.
AGAAGUUCACAAAUAAUUAUGAAGCGCCCACCGCCACACUCACGGCCGCCGCGAGUGCGGCGGCAGCCGCAGGACCCGAAUCCAGACGACUUCUGUAUCUUUUGCUGUCCCGCGUCACCAGGGCGCCCAGGACCCCAGCGCAGCAGCGGGUCGAAAGAAACUUCUGCGUCCUCUGCGUGCGGCUGCUCUGCGCCAAGUUUCUUCUGCGCCUGUGCCUCAACGGUAAUGCUGCUGCAGGAUCAUUUCCUAGGCUCUCGUUCCGGAGCGGGCGGCCACUUGCUACACACUCAAGCCAUGGCGCACGCCCAGCCAGUGCGCGAUUCCGAACAAGAUAGACGAAAGUCAACAUCCAGC